Molecule: messenger RNA, 2551 nt
Organism: Gadus chalcogrammus (walleye pollock)
Lineage: Eukaryota; Metazoa; Chordata; Actinopteri; Gadiformes; Gadidae
Product: calphotin-like
Exons: 6
Coding region: 227-1915 (562 amino acids)
Source: RefSeq, a predicted model, not a curated record
AAUCGUGAACCUAUGUGAGUUUGUGACUGGAUGUGUGUAUGUGUGCUGGGUUUUUAGGGACACGCCCACCGUACGUGAACGCCCCCAAUCGUGGGAUCGCGAGGCUCCGAUAGGUCGGCGCAGGAGAUGCUCGGGCUUUAUAAAGGACCAGGUUGCUACUAGUUGCCCUGCUGCUGCUUUCGCUCAUUUCUGUCUUAAUUCCAUCUUUUGUACCUCCGUUACCACCAUGCCCAGCAACCAUAAGAAGAACAAGCGCCGCAUGAGGAAAAAGUUCCUCGCCGGCCAAACAGAAGCUGCAGAGAUCAAGAAACUGCAGGAGUCUGCUUUGAUUCUGCCAGGGCAGAAGAUUGUAUUUCCAGCUUCUCUGAUCACGCCAGUGAGAGAAGUGAAGCCUGUGGUCUUGGUCAAAGAACAUGUCAAUGUUCCCAAAGCUGCCAAGGUUGCCAAACCCCGAAAGCCAGUGCAAGCAGAUGUUAUCGAUGGGAUCAGCGCAAAGGCACCAAAGGCCAAACCUGCAGCAGCUGUGGUGGCAGCCGUAGUCGCCGAAGCCAUAGCCCCAGCAGAGAAGGCAGUUUGCAAACCUGUGCAGGCACCAGUCGCUGAAACCAAAGUAGCAGCUGAAGUAACGGCAGAGGUGGCUGUUGCAGUCCCAGUGGUAGUGGCUGAAGUACCGGAGGUAGCGGCUGAAGUAACUGCGGUGGAGGCUGUUGCUGCACCAGUGGUGGCAGAGGAGGCGGUUCAAGUGGUAGCAGAAGAGGUUGUCGACGUACCGGUUGUAGCAGCUGAAGUAACGGCAGAAGAGGCUGUUGCCGCACCAGUGGUAGCAGAGGAGGCUGUUGCCGCACCAGUGGUAGCAGAGGAGGCUGUUGCCGCACCAGUGGUAGCAGAGGAGGCUGUUGCCGCACCAGUGGUAGCAGAGGAGAUUGUUGCCGCACCAGUGGUAGCAGAGGAGGCUGUUGCCGCACCAGUGGUAGCAGAGGAGGCUGUUGCCGCACCAGUGGUAGCAGAGGAGGCUGUUGUAGCAGCUGAAGUAACGGCAGAGGAGAUUGUGGUAGCAGCAGAGGAGGCUGUGGCUGUACCAGUGUUGGCCGCUGAAACCGAAGCCACACCAGAACCCAUAGCAGUAGCAGAUCCAGUAGUGGUGGAGGCUGUGGUCGCUGAAACCGAAGCAACACCAGUACCAGCAGCAGAGGAGGCAGUUACUGAAACUGAAGUCCUACCUGAGCCAGCCACAGUGGAGGAGGCGGUUGUCGAUGCCGCAGUCACCGAAACCGAAGUCCUACCAGCAGCAGUGGCGGAGGCAGUUAUCGAUACAGUGAUUGUUGCAGUUACCGAAACAGAGGUCCUACCCGAAGCACCAGCAGAAGCAGUGGAGGAGGCGGUUAUCGUUGCUGUGUGUGCCGCAGUUUCCGAAAUCGAAGUCUUGCCAGCAGCAGUGGAGGAGGUGGUUAUCGAUACCGUGAUUGCCGCGGUUACAGAAACCGAAGUCACACCAGAAACGGCAGCCGUGGAGGAUGUUAGUGAAACAGUCUCAGCCGUGGCAACAGAAACCGAAGUCGUAGCGGAAACCACAGUGGAAGCAGAGUCGGGAGUUGAGGCUUCUUUGGAAAUUGAAGCUGUUGUUGAGGAGGUGGCUGUAGCGUGCGAAAGUGAGCCAUCCGUGGUGGCUGAAGUGCAGGUUGAAGAGAAGAGCGUCGAGGAGGAGGAGGUGGUGGUGUUGACUGAAGAAGUUGUCACAAUAGCUGAAAACACAGAGAGCACACUAGAGGUAUUGGCAGAAGACCUCUGUCACCUCGAGCAGAAGGCUUUCAUUGAAGAGCCUUGUCUGACAGAGCUUCCAACAAAGACCAUGACAAUGGAGAUUUCCCCACUGGAAGGCCUGGUUUCUGCUCAGACUCCGGUUGAUUUACAUUGAGAACUCGGGCCACGUUGAGAUCUGCAUGUGAUGCAAUGCAGAUUAAAUUGACUGGACGGAAGACUCUAUCCAGGGGCUGAGCAGUCACACUCUACCCUAUCCAUUUAUCAAAGGGUUUAAACACAGAACUUUCAAACAAUAAUCACACUAAAGUGCCUUCUUAUAAAGUAACAUGAAGUUCUCCAAGGAAUCGACUCGUCUUCGGCCCUAUCGGGUAUAAUCUGGACCAACGGGUAUCUUUAAAGGAUGCACAUGGGUUGCGGGGGUUGAUUAGGAUACAUAUGGCUUUGUUAGGGUACAUGUGGGGUAGAACACAUAGAAGGUCCGAUACAUGGUCACACCCGAGGCUCGUUGCCACGGAGUCAGUGUUCACUGUUGAAGAUGCUAUACCAGCAAGGCGCAUCAAUCAAGUCCAUUUUUUCCUCGUUUUUAUUCCCCGUUUUUUUUCUUUCACCUUUUCUAUACUGUGUUUUAUAUAAUCCAUACAAUGUGCUUUAGCAAAGCCCAGAAAAAGUGAUGGGGUUUUGUUGGUUGGGACAGAAGAACUUUCAUCUUUAUGAAAUAAAUGAAGCUGUAACUCAACUGAAUAAAGAUUACAAAUGUGAUAUUGAUGUUAUUUCUUUGGUUUUGCUGGUU